AUGAACUGGUCAAAAGGAGCAACUAGCAUAGAAGCAGAUGCGGUCGCUGAAGGUUUUAAAAAAAGUGUAGAAAUGCAUGGGUUAAAAUAUAAUAAAUUAAUUGGAGAUGGAGAUUCUAGUGUUACUAGAAGGCUACAAGAGGUAAUGCCAUACGGUCCAAAUUUUUUUAUUGAAAAAAUUGAGUGCCGUAACCAUUUAUUACGGAAUUAUGGCACAAAAUUGACAGGAAUAAUAAAAAAUACGAAAUAUCCAAUUUCAAUUAGGAACCAUAUAAAAAAAAAUCCCUUACGAUUUCGAAAUGCCAUAACUAAGGCCAUGGAUUACCGCAGCAGGUUGCAAUAUGAGACAAAAGAAGAGAAAAUAUUUGGUUUACGAAAAGAUAUCACAAAUAGUUUUCGACAUAUUCUUGGUUACCAUAGAUUAUGUGAACCGUAUUUUUGCAAUGGUCCUAAGCCAAACGAAAUCAAUUAUAUUGACGAAGCUCUGACUACUGGUUUGUUAGAAGAAUUUAUUCAAAUAGUAAACCGCUUAGCAAAUAAUGCUGAAAGUUUAUUGAUGAACGUUGACAAUAAUAUUUGUGAACAAUUUAAUAGCAUCAUAAAUAAACACCUUUCCGGCAAACGAAUAAAUUUUUCACAAAGACAUAAUUACAAUGUCCGAGUAGAAGCAGCUUUACUAUCUCACAACACAUCUGGAAAAUACAUACGUACUAUUCAUAAAGCAUUAGUUCAAGAUAAAAGUCCUGGAGAUGUUGGUAAAAAGUUCUUAAUUUCAAAAGAAAAGAAAAAUGAUCAGAGAAGAAGACGUAUGUUAUUUAAUGAAAAUGUACCUAGAAACACUAAACAUUACGGUCCGGACGCUGAUUAUGGGUUAGCCGAACCUCUAGAAAACGACGAACCCUUUGACUAUGACGAAAUUAAACUUAAAUUUUUAAACACAUUAUGUAUGAAUAUGUAUCAGCGAAAUACUUUAGAAGAAGAAACUCGAAGUCAAUCAAAUUCUAAGAAGUGGCACAUAGAAAGACGAAAGAGAUUAACUGCCUCAAAUUUUGGACGCGUAUGCAAAAAAAGAGCCACUACAUCAUGUAAAAAUCUGGUAUAUGAUUUAGUAUACAGAACUUUUAGUUCAAAGGCUACGGAAUAUGGGAAAGCAAUGGAAUCUUCGGCAAUUGCAGAUUUCGAAAAAACUAUGUUUUUAAAAGUUAAGCCAUGUGGUUUAUACUGCGAUUUAGAAUACCCAUUUUUGGGAGCCAGUCCAGAUGGAGUGAUUGAUGAUGACACUAUUAUUGAAGUUAAAUGUCCAAUAUCAGCUAAGGAUUAUAAUAAUUUUAUUGAUGCUUUCAAUGACAAAAAG
Messenger RNA from Macrosiphum euphorbiae (potato aphid), 1353 nucleotides. Lineage: Eukaryota; Metazoa; Arthropoda; Insecta; Hemiptera; Aphididae. The record is from the annotation of a GenBank genome assembly.